AUGAUUGGCAGUGUCUUCUUCAUCUUCAACCGCCUGGUUGAGAUCGUCUUCCUGAUCCCGAUCAUUGGCAUGCUGGCCUACUUCGUCGACGGCUACCUCAAAGCAAACCAACUCACACCCCCCUACAUCCUCGUCCUCUUCAUCGUCAGCGUAAUCGCCAUCUUCUGGGCCGUGGACACCCUAAUCCGCUUCUCAACAACAAAACGCUCAGCAAUCUUCGUCGCCUUCAUUGACCUGUGCUUCUUUGGCGCUUUCGUCGCAGGUGUCUACCAGCUACGCUUCAUCGCGAACGCAGAUUGCGCCAGCUGGCAUGGAGGAUCCGUCUGGAUUUCCCUGGGCCCGUUCGGGUCGUAUGGUGACAGGACGGAUAACCCGCUUGCGCUGGAUGUGAAUAAGACGUGUGCCAUGCUUAAGGCUUCGUUUGCGAUUGGUAUUAUGGAGGUUGUUUUCUUCUUUUGGACUGCGUUGCUGGCGCUUUUCUUGCAUCAUUCGCAUCGCGAUGUUGUUGUUAAGGAGACUACUGUUCGGAGACGGAGCCAUAGUAGUCGUCGUGGUCAUGGGUCUGGGUCGCAUCAUUCCCGUCACCGCAGUUCCAGCCGGAGGCCUUCGCACUAUGUUGUUUGA
Penicillium arizonense is the source of this 624-nucleotide messenger RNA. RefSeq lists its product as uncharacterized. The record is from RefSeq and is a predicted model, not a curated record. NCBI's taxonomy places the organism in Eukaryota, Fungi, Ascomycota, Eurotiomycetes, Eurotiales, Aspergillaceae. Bases 1 to 624 code for a protein of 207 amino acids. The transcript is spliced from 2 exons.